AUGCCAGACCAGACCGAGGAAGGCGACCCAGCCACACAAAAGAACCAAGCUGAACCUAGACUGCGAUUCGUCACUGCCCGGCCCGACUCCAACCAGGCAAGACGCGAGGCUAAAGCCCUGAUCCGAGCCCACGCUUCGCGCGCAUCGUGGGCCAGGAUCAGGCAAGGCAAGCAGUCGAGGCAGGAGACCGGUUCUCUGCUCGGCCCAAACCCAGCUCCGGGCGCGAAGCAAACCCAUCCAGUCAACACCGACCCAGCAUCGCUUAUAGACGACGAACAGGACCAGGACCUCAAUCCAGGGCGUGCUGGCCCCUCGGGCGGCCAACUAGUUGUCCCAACUAGAAGGCAGACGAUCUUCACCUCGUGUCUUAUUCCCGACCCUCUUUGCACGGUAGGGUUGGGCGACAUUGACCCGUUUUCAAGCUACCCAUCGAAGCUACCCAAAGAGAUAGCUACGCCUAUUAUUAGCCAAGUUAACCACUACUUCAACAUCAUGUUUCUCCCGGAACCAGAUCGCAUUGAAGAAAGCGUGGUACCCCGCUGGAUAUCUUGGUACAUGAGUAACAGCAUCUUGUUCCACGCCCUGUGCUUCAGCCAAUUAGCCAGGCUGUCGGUCACCGAGGCUUCUGGCCUCGACCCAGUUAGUCAGAGGGUGAAAUGGUACUGCUACUCGCUGGUGGUUCGAGAGGUGAAUAGACGAUUCAAUAAUGUCUCAAGUCGGUGUUCCGACGAGAGUAUUCUUGCCGUGCAGGCACUGGCAUUUCAUGGUGACAAGGCAGCAGACGACAGCGAACGACCCCGGGUGCCCUCGCAGGGGCCAAUGAAUGCCAUGCAGGGCCUGGAUAUCUACGCAGGUCGACUAGAUCCCGUGAACAUGCACGUCCAUGGAUUGGCAAAGAUGCUGGCCAUGCGGGGAGGCAUUGAUGACAUGGAGAUCCCCGGUCUGGCAGCGAUGCUCAGCUAUGGAGACCUGAUCCUGGCGUCACGAUCGUUGCAGAAACCGACCUUGCCCUUUGUGCCAAUCGGGGAGUCUCCGGAACAUACCCUGGCCACAGUCAAAAGGAUCGGGCAUCCUCUAGCUCGGCUCGGUGUAGGAUUCCAGACGCUCUAUGAUCUGCUUCCUUCAGAAGUGGCUCAAGAACUCCACUUGGUAUUACGGCAGCUGUCGACAUACUUGCUGGCGGUCGAAGACUAUAUCAUGGGUAGACCGCGAUCGCAAAGCAUGCUAGUACUAGUCGACCAGAGGAACUUUGUCCAGCAUAGCUUGAUGUCCUUGUUCCUGGAUUCCAGGGACAGCGUCGUCUACAGCCUCAUCGCCGUCUUCCCGGUUCCUCAUGUGCGAGCGCCCUUUGCAAAGCUCUCUGCAGGGAUCAAGCAGUAUCUGAUUUCCACGUCGAGCAGUCAAGACGGUAAGAGAUGGCGGAAGGCCACAUCGCUGAUGCUGUGGAUCACCUUUAUGGGCGCGCUGGCCUCCACGGCCGAUCAGCACAGCGAGGCAGACAAGACGUGGUACCUCUCCGUCCUCGAGCGGCUUGUGUACAGGAUGCAGAUUUUGAGCUGGCAGAGUCUGAAGGACCAACUGCUGAAUUUCCUGUGGUUUCCCAACACGAGUGACGACGACGGACAGCAUUUGUGGAAGGAGAUACACACUUCGAAUCCUUUCAGGUAA
Fonsecaea monophora is the source of this 1668-nucleotide messenger RNA. RefSeq lists its product as hypothetical. The coding region runs from base 1 to 1668 and encodes 555 amino acids. Lineage: Eukaryota; Fungi; Ascomycota; Eurotiomycetes; Chaetothyriales; Herpotrichiellaceae. The transcript has 4 exons. The record is from RefSeq and is a predicted model, not a curated record.